Gossypium raimondii (Peruvian cotton) is the source of this 753-nucleotide messenger RNA. RefSeq lists its product as uncharacterized. The record is from RefSeq and is a predicted model, not a curated record. The transcript has 5 exons. NCBI's taxonomy places the organism in Eukaryota, Viridiplantae, Streptophyta, Magnoliopsida, Malvales, Malvaceae. The coding region runs from base 94 to 753 and encodes 219 amino acids.
UUACACAAGGAAACCUCAUCCUUUUAUCUCAUUAUCCUGAAAACAGAACGAGUGGCUGCCUUCUUCCUUGAUACAAUGGUGUAAGGGUGUGCAAUGGGUUCAAUAGCACAAAGUGUUUUAAUGGCACUGACUGUAACAGUCAACCAGUUUGCUCCUUCAAACGUGCAUGCAGUUCAUAGGAAACAAGGCAAAACGCCAUCCCCCACUUCUAAACCAAGACCAACCAAUACAACAACAAUUACAGCCGCCGCAGCAAACGUUGGUUUCACCGGAAUUGCAAGGAGAGGUCUCAUUUUAUCCGCCGUCGAUUUCGCUCCUCAACUCAAUGAUUCCAGAACCGAGCUUCUCAAAAAGUACUUGAAGAAAACAGAGGAAAACAAAGACAAGAAUGACAAAGAGCGAAUGGAGAAUUAUUACAGGCGAAACUACAAGGAUUACUUUGAAUUCGUUGAAGGGACAUUGAAAGGGAAGGACGAGCAGCAGCUAAGUGAAGCAGAAAAAGAAUUAUCAACGAAACGCCAUGGUUGUCCUCUUCAUCAACCCAUGUACCUCUCAGAGUCAGCUGUUCUUCUUCUGCUAGCAAACGUGUUCCCAAAUCGAGGAAAGCUCGUCUCCUUUAAGGAACCGAGGAUCGUAGCUUGUGCCCUUCUUCUUUGUAUGCACCGCUGCCUUUGCCUACUUUGUAAUUCUUUGCCAAUCAGGUUGAAAACCUUCACCACUCCUUCUGGGUUAAGAAUUGCCAGGAACACAUAA